AUGGAUUGCGGUGCUCCCAAGGAAAUGAAUAAACCACCAGCCAGCAGCCUGGAGGCGGCAGCGGCGCUGGGCCACCACGAGGGUUCAUGCGCGCCCAGGACCAGCCCGGAGCAGGACCUUCCUGCAGCCUCAGCCACGCCGCCCAGUGUGCCCAGAUCGGCUUCCACCGGCGCCCAAACUUUCCAGUUCCUCGAUGCAGGAGCCUGCGAGGCCGAACGCCAGGGGCUGGGGGCUUGCAAACUCAGUAGCCAAAAGCCGAGGCCGCCAGCCCCGUCCGCGGUUUUGCGGGAUUUGAGCGAGGCUCAUGGCGCGCAGGCUACCCCUGCUGCGGGCGCAGGGCCCGGGAAUGCGAUGCCUUGUAAGAUCCAGGCCCUCCGGGGCCCCGAGGAGGAUGCGGACGUGAGUGUGGGCAAAGGCACCCUGGAGCGGAACAACACCCCGGCCGUGGGCUGGGUGAAUAUGAGCCAGAGCACCGUGGUGCUGGGCACGGAUGGAAUCACGUCUGUGCUGCCUGGCAGCGUGGCGACCACUGCCGCCCAGGAGGACGAGCAAGGGGAUGAGAAUAAGGCCCGAGGGAACUGGUCCAGCAAACUGGACUUCAUCCUGUCCAUGGUGGGGUAUGCAGUGGGGCUGGGCAAUGUCUGGAGGUUUCCCUACCUGGCCUUCCAGAACGGGGGAGGUGCUUUCCUCAUCCCCUACCUGAUGAUGCUGGCUCUGGCUGGGUUACCCAUCUUCUUCUUAGAAGUGUCGCUGGGUCAGUUUGCCAGCCAGGGGCCAGUGUCUGUGUGGAAGGCCAUCCCAGCCCUGCAAGGCUGUGGCAUUGCAAUGCUGAUCAUCUCCGUCCUAAUAGCCAUAUACUACAACGUGAUUAUUUGCUACACACUUUUCUACCUGUUUGCCUCCUUUGUGGCUGUGCUGCCCUGGGGUUCCUGCAACAACCCUUGGAACACGCCAGAAUGCAAAGAUAAAACCAGACUUUUAUUAGAUUCCUGCGUCAUCGCUGAGCAUCCCAAAAUCCAGAUCAAGAACUCGACCUUCUGCAUGACCGCCUAUCCCAACUUGACCAUGGUUAAUUUCACCAGCCAGGCCAAUAAGACGUUUGUCAGUGGCAGCGAAGAGUACUUCAAGUACUUUGUGCUGAAGAUUUCUGCGGGGAUCGAAUAUCCUGGGGAGAUCAGGUGGCCACUAGCCUUCUGCCUAUUCCUGGCUUGGGUCAUUGUGUAUGCGUCUCUGGCAAAAGGAAUCAAGUCUUCAGGAAAAGUGGUUUACUUCACGGCCACGUUCCCAUACGUUGUGCUCGUGAUCCUGCUCAUCCGAGGGGUCACCCUGCCUGGAGCUGGCGAUGGGAUCUGGUACUUCAUCACACCUAAGUGGGAGAAGCUCACGGAUGCCACGGUGUGGAAAGAUGCUGCCACUCAGAUUUUCUUCUCUUUGUCUGCUGCCUGGGGAGGCCUGAUCACGCUCUCUUCUUACAACAAAUUCCACAACAACUGCUACAGGGACACUCUCAUUGUCACCUGCACCAACAGUGCCACGAGCAUCUUUGCCGGCUUCGUCAUCUUCUCAGUCAUUGGCUUCAUGGCUAAUGAGCGCAAGGUCAACAUUGAGAACGUGGCGGACCAAGGGCCAGGCAUUGCAUUUGUGGUUUACCCGGAAGCCUUAACCAGGCUGCCCCUCUCUCCGUUCUGGGCCAUCAUCUUUUUCCUGAUGCUCCUCACUCUUGGACUUGACACCAUGUUUGCCACCAUCGAGACCAUAGUGACCUCCAUCUCAGACGAGUUCCCCAAGUACCUGCGCACCCACAAGCCGGUCUUCACUCUGGGCUGCUGCAUUUGCUUCUUCAUCAUGGGCUUUCCGAUGAUCACUCAGGGUGGGAUUUACAUGUUUCAGCUGGUGGACACAUACGCUGCCUCCUAUGCCCUCGUCAUCAUUGCCAUUUUUGAGCUCGUGGGGAUCUCCUAUGUGUACGGCUUGCAGAGAUUCUGCGAAGACAUAGAGAUGAUGAUCGGAUUCCAGCCAAACAUUUUCUGGAAAGUCUGCUGGGCGUUUGUGACUCCAACCAUCUUAACCUUUAUCCUCUGCUUCAGCUUUUACCAGUGGGAGCCCAUGACCUACGGUUCUUAUCGCUACCCUAACUGGUCCAUGGUGCUCGGAUGGCUGAUGCUAGCCUGUUCUGUUAUCUGGAUCCCCAUUAUGUUUGUGAUAAAAAUGCACCUGGCUCCUGGCCGGUUUAUUGAGAGGCUAAAGCUGGUGUGUUCGCCGCAGCCGGACUGGGGCCCAUUCUUAGCUAAGCACCGUGGAGAGCGUUACAAGAACAUGAUCGACCCCUUGGGAACCUCCUCCCUGGGAUUCAAAAUGCCUGUGAAGGACUUGGAACUGGGUACCCAGUGCUAG
Molecule: messenger RNA, 2394 nt
Organism: Pipistrellus nathusii (Nathusius's pipistrelle)
Lineage: Eukaryota; Metazoa; Chordata; Mammalia; Chiroptera; Vespertilionidae
Source: the annotation of a GenBank genome assembly